AAAUUAUUUUCACAUCAUUCUAACGUCGUCUCACAUGAUACUAACGUGGAGCUGAUAGUUAUAUAACAUCUUUAAUUAUGUAUAUUUUAAUUAGUGCGUAUUAGUUACUAUUUUUAUGAACCCAUAGAUUUCACAAAGAAAAUGCUAUAUACAAUUUUUCUUGCACUAUUUUUAAUUCAAAUUUAUUAAAAUUUAUUUUUUAUUUUUUAGUUGCAUUUUCUAUAAAAGAGUAUUUUGUUUGUUGUUUUAAACUAUUAUUUAUUUUUAAUUUUUUAGUUGAAUUUCAAUUUUUUCAAAUAUCUUUUUCUAUUUUUUUUUAAUAUUGAGUAGUCAUCGGUCCUUAAUAAGUAUACUAAAUUUCGAGUUAAUCAGACUUUUUGAAGGGGGUCAAAAUCAUGUUCAAAGAUUCCUUUACAUACUAACAUACGUACGUCUGAAGCUAAUAAAAGCGUAUUAAUUAAGCAAACAACUGGAUAAAACAUAUUUACAACGAACAUCAAGAGUUAGAAUGAAUAGUUUUAACAAUAAUGACAUUUGACUUUUCGAUAAUAACGAUUGAUAAUAAUAGCGUUUUAUCGCGUCUUAUAUAAAGGUAUCUGUGUGAUUGUCUUAACAUUUCUGCAAUGUAUCUUGGCUACACAGCCAUGGGUUCUACAGAAGGGAUUGCGUUGUUGAUGUGUGUGGUGCUGGCCGUCAGCGCCAAUAGUAUCGUGGAUAAAGAAGUCACCGACAGCACCGCAGCCGCUUCGACUGAUGAAUCGACUAGUGUUACCAGCACAGUAAGCUCUGAAAUCAUUGAAGCUGCUGCAAGCUUCGGAAACGUCACUAAUGGUCAGUCACCUCCCAUAAGCGUGGUCAUUAAGCGCUUAGAAAAUGAACUCUACAACUUGGUUGUAUCAAAAGAUUACGAUAAAGCCGCAGAGAGGACCAAGGUUUUGUACAAAGCAGGCUGGGACAGGAUCAUUAAGAAGGUCGUUGACAUUCUCAUCGAUGAAGGUAGAACUGAAAUCUUCGAUUACGCAUACAGGUUGUAUGUUGCCAAGGGCAGACUCGCCCUUCGGAGCUGCUUCCCUGUAGAGGUCCGACUUUCCGAGUCUACAGUGUUCGUGAAACUGAUUAAUAAGAGGGACGGCUACGCUGCCUUGUUAGAUGAUAAUGCGGACUUCCAUGAUGACCACAGACUCUUAGCUCAUCGGAACACCACGACCAGAUUCGAGGUUACGUGGAAGUUCGUUUCUUUUUGGACGGGAGACAAGCUUUAUUUCAAACUGCGACCUAUCAAUGAAGCUUUGUUUUUAAAACUAGGAACCCGUAAAGAUGAAGACGGUGACCGCACUGCUUACGGAUCUCCCGCCCAAGACACGAACAGACACUUGUGGUAUGUGAAACCAGUAAGGUAUAAUGGUGAGCUUCUCGUCUAUAUCAUUAACCGAGAAUACGAUAUGCUUCUUAAGCUCGGACAAUCAACCAAAUACGACGGCUAUCGCAUAGGCUAUGGACACUCGACGAUGGAUUUCACCCCAGACAUAUUUGCUUGGCACGUUGAAGUGCUAUAAAUGUAAUUAAAGACUUAAGUUGAAUUAGUCCACAAUCGGAUCAAAUAAACUUAGCUACAAAUAA
Messenger RNA from Bombyx mori (domestic silkworm), 1620 nucleotides. RefSeq names its product microvitellogenin. Bases 624 to 1556 code for a protein of 310 amino acids. The transcript has 2 exons. Gene Ontology annotation, cellular component: extracellular region. The record is from RefSeq and is a predicted model, not a curated record. NCBI's taxonomy places the organism in Eukaryota, Metazoa, Arthropoda, Insecta, Lepidoptera, Bombycidae.